Messenger RNA from Hemisphaericaspora subhashii, 498 nucleotides. RefSeq lists its product as uncharacterized. NCBI's taxonomy places the organism in Eukaryota, Fungi, Ascomycota, Pichiomycetes, Serinales, Debaryomycetaceae. The coding region runs from base 1 to 498 and encodes 165 amino acids. The transcript has a single exon. Gene Ontology annotation, cellular component: intracellular membrane-bounded organelle; endoplasmic reticulum membrane. Gene Ontology annotation, molecular function: heme binding. Gene Ontology annotation, biological process: sterol biosynthetic process. The record is from RefSeq and is a predicted model, not a curated record.
AUGAUACUAAGGCCGUCGAAUCAAAAGGAAACAAAACUCCAAAACCCAAAAUCGCCACGACUUGUAACGCUUGAACAAGUCAAAUUACACCAUACCCCAGAUGAUUUAUGGAUGAUCAUAUAUAACAGAGUAUAUGAUAUAACAUCAUUCUCCAAGGACCAUCCCGGUGGUGUCGAAGUUUUGUAUGAUUGUGGUGGUGCUGAUGCCACUCAAGCUUUUGAAGAUGUUGGACAUUCUGAUCAGGCAUUUACGAUGUUAGGGCCUUAUUUGGUUGGUGAAGUACAUCCAGAACAACAAAAGUCGUUUCUGAAAAUACGAUCGUCUGAUCCAUACGCAUCUACUGUUGCUAAAGUUGAAGCUGUACAACAAAGGACAAGAGGUAAAGGAAGGAAACAAGGUGGAGAAUGGGUUUGGUUCAUUUUACUUGCAUUUAUGGCAUUGGCUUGUUUGGUUUUAUAUAUUUACAUUCAGAGGUUUAAAUGGGUAGCAGAAGAAUAG